Pocillopora verrucosa is the source of this 1093-nucleotide messenger RNA. RefSeq names its product allatostatin-A receptor-like. Gene Ontology annotation, molecular function: G protein-coupled receptor activity. Gene Ontology annotation, biological process: G protein-coupled receptor signaling pathway. Gene Ontology annotation, cellular component: membrane. The record is from RefSeq and is a predicted model, not a curated record. NCBI's taxonomy places the organism in Eukaryota, Metazoa, Cnidaria, Anthozoa, Scleractinia, Pocilloporidae.
ACAAGUCCCUCCACACAUAUCAGAAAAGUUUUAACCGCUUUCCCUUUGCCGUCAAAGACUGUCAAAUUGAAGCAUUUCAAAGUCGACCUCGUCACUCUUCCCAUAAAAUUAUUAAUAAAAGACACAGAGCAUGGAAUUAACAACAGAACUGGGUUUUACCAUAGCGUUUUCUAUAUUCAUGAUCUUGGCAUUGUUUGGAAACCUGUUGCUGAUAUACAUUGUCUGGAAGAAACCUGAAACGAGAGGUCUGACAAGUUUCUUGUUCGUCAAUAUGGCCGUGGCCGAUCUACUAGUUGCAGUAUUUCAGAUUCCUAUCUCCAUGGCUCAUUUUUACGCAACUGAAAUGACUGGUGUAGCCGGUGACCUGUUCUGUAAGUUUUUUAACUACAUUUUGCAAGUGUCGAUGACAGCCUCCAUUCUCAGUUUGGUCGUGAUGGCAUUUGAUCGAUACUUCGCUGUCAUACACCCUUUGAGGCGAAAGAUCUGGUUCCGAAGAUCCAAGGUAAUUCUACCUGUCAUUUGGGUCCCAUCCUGCACUUUAAUGGCGGUAAAUUUAGUCUCUUACGAGGCUCAUUAUGGGAAGUGCCUUUAUACAGAGAAGCAUAUUUCAAGCGUUAUCCUAUUUACCUACUUACUGGUCAUCAACUAUGUCUUGCCUCUCGCCAUCAUUUCUGCCCUUUACAUCAAAAUCGCGAGGAAAAUAUGGUUCCACGAAAUUCCUGGUCAAAACGAAAUCUCUCGAAACCUGGCAGAUGAUCAGAUUCCUAAAAGAAAAGUCCUCCGAACGCUCAUCAUCAUUGUGGUUGUUUUUGCAGUCUGUUGGUUGCCCGCCCAAGUGCUCCAAAUGGACUACGUGGUGACAGCAACAAUAAGAUGGCAUCCUGCAGUCAUCUAUUUUUCCUCUUGGCUCAGUCAGGCUAACAGUGCUAUUAAUCCCUGGCUCUACAUCCUGCUCAAUGGUAAAAUGAAUGGAGCUUUUCGCAGAAUGAUCCGAGGCCAAAGUGUGAAAAGCAGGGCAUCCAGCAGGACCAGCCAAUCGACCACGGCCGUGAGCUUACUCAAAAAUUCCUUUCUUGACAAUUCCGUAGUUUAA